This is a messenger RNA of Gadus morhua (Atlantic cod), 3723 nucleotides long. RefSeq names its product rho guanine nucleotide exchange factor 7. The record is from RefSeq and is a predicted model, not a curated record. Lineage: Eukaryota; Metazoa; Chordata; Actinopteri; Gadiformes; Gadidae. Bases 112 to 2736 code for a protein of 874 amino acids. Gene Ontology annotation, cellular component: cytoplasm; lamellipodium. Gene Ontology annotation, molecular function: protein binding; guanyl-nucleotide exchange factor activity. Gene Ontology annotation, biological process: lamellipodium assembly. The transcript is spliced from 22 exons.
AGAGAUGUCGGAGAAGAGGUUGGUGAGGGGGAUAACCAUACGUCUCUGGUGUAAAUAGGCACACCAAAACCUCAUGUUUCACCCCCUAGUCUCCACCAUACGGACGCAGACAUGAAUUCGGCCGAGCAGACGGUAACGUGGCUCAUCACGCUGGGGGUCCUGGAUUCACCCAAGAAGCGGAUCUCGGAUCCGGAGAGCUUUCUCCAGUCUUCCCUGCGGGACGGAGUGGUGCUGUGUAGACUGCUGGAGCGGCUGCGACCCGGGACGGUGCUGGGCAAAGUGUUCUCUGACCCGCGAGCGGAGAGCGAGUGCCAGAGUAACAUCAGCGAGUUUCUGCAGGUCUGCAGCGUCUUCUCCGUGGAGCCCUUUGAGGCCAGCGAUCUCCUGCAGGGCCAGGACAUUUCCAGGGUUCUCACCUGCCUGGUGGCCCUCAACAAAGCUACCGAAGAAAGGGGUCCGGUGGAGGACGACGUGUGCCUGCGCCACCCCAUCUCCUCAUCGCGGAUCAAGUCCUUUGAGUCCUUGAACACUCAGUGCCAGUCCUCCAAGCUGCUGCAGCCGCAGUACCGAAGCCUGGACAUGUCAGAGGGCAGUGGGUGUGGCCAGACGCUAGUGAAGGCCCGCUUCCCCUUCCAGCAGACCAAUGAGGACGAGCUGUCCUUCUCCAAGGGCGACCUCAUUACCGUCCUGCGGCAGGAGGAGGGGGGCUGGUGGGAGGGGGCCCUCGGGGGCCGGACCGGGUGGUUUCCAAACAACUACGUGCGGGAGGUCAAAGACAGCGAGAAGCUGCUGUCUCCGAGGUCUGGCACCCUGAAGAGCCCCCCGAAAGGCUUUGACACCACCAUCGUCAACAAGACCUACUACAAUGUGGUCUUGCAGAACAUCCUGGAGACGGAGAGUGAAUAUUCCAGAGAGCUCCAGAGUCUUCUCGUCUCCUACCUGCGCUCUCUUCACCCCACAGAGAAAUUGUGUAGCCCCGACAUCGCUCUCAUCCAGGGAAACUUGGAGGAGAUCUCCACCUUCCAGCAGAUGUUGGUUCAGUCCCUGGAGGAACGUACCAAGCUGCCCGAGGCCCAGCAGCGUGUGGGAGGGUUCUUCCUGGGUCUGAUGUCCCAGAUGAAGACUCUGUACAUGGCCUACUGCUCCAACCACCCCUCCGCCGUCAACGUCCUCACACAGCACAGUGAGGAGCUCGGGGCCUACAUGGAGUCCAAAGGGGCCUGUGUGCCGGGGAUCCUGACUCUGACCACAGGGCUGAGCAAGGCCUUCACCCGGCUGGACCGCUACCCCACCCUGCUGAAGGAGCUGGACCGGCACAUGGAGGACCAUCACCCUGACCGAGCGGACCUCCACACCUGCAUGACGGCCUUCAAACUGCUGGCGUCUCAGUGCCUGGAGGUGAGGAAGAGGAAGGAGCUGGAGCUGCAGAUCCUCACGGAGCCAAUCAGGAACUGGGAGGGCGAUGACAUCAGAACCCUUGGCCCGGUCCUCCACAUGGUCCAGACCGGUGUCUUCACUCAGGGCUGCCUGGAAAGGAAUGAGCGCUACCUCCUUCUCUUCGCUCACACCCUGCUCAUACUCUCCCCCAGCCCCAGGAUGAGUGGGUUCAUCUACCAGGGGAGGAUCCCGCUGUCCGGAAUGCUUAUCUCCCGGAUGGAAGACGGAGACAACAUCAGGAACGCUUUUGAAAUAUCCGGCAGCCAUUGUGAGAGGAUGCAGGUGACCUGCAACAGCCAUGAGGAGCUCCAGGAGUGGCUGGACCUGCUCACCAAACACACACACACGCCCUCGGCACACGCGCACACACCGGCCCAACCGCCCGCCACUCACACGCCAACCCCCCACCCAGCCACCCCCUCCAGGCACUCAGAGUCCUGUGGUGGCGGCGGCGGCGGUCCCUUCGGCUUCGGGGGCGGGACCCCCACAGGCUACCACACCCUGCCCCACAUGGCCCCCUCCUCCACCCCCACCUACGGGUCCUUCGGCGGGGGCUCGGUCUGGGGCAGCCUGGAGCCGCCCUCCAGCCCCCGGCCGUGGAGCCAGAGCUGCCUGCGCCCCGCGCCCCCGCUGCGGCCCUCCGCCACCCUCUGCUACAAGGAGGACCAGAAUAAAAGUCCAAAGAACAUGAAGAAGCUGCUGCCCAAGAGGAAGCCGGAGAGGAAGCCCUCAGAGGAGGACUUCACCGCCAGGAAGAGUACGGCAGCGCUGGAGGAGGACGCCCAGAUCCUUAAAGUGAUUGAGGCGUACUGCACCAGCGCCCGCACCCGCCAGACCCUCAACUCCACCUGGCAGGGCACCGACCUCAUGCACAAUCACGUGCUGGCCGACGCCCACCUCGUCGUGACCGUGGACGCCGCCACCGCCCCGGCCACGGGCGCGGUGCCGUGCGCUGACCAAUCAGAGGACUCGGAAAAUGACAGUGUCUGGAUCUCGCCUAGCUACAGGAUGAUGUCGCUGCAGCACUCCAGCCGCAAGGACGUGCACGUGCUGUUCCCCGAGGAGGAGAAGAUCAUCGUGGAGGAGAUGAAGAGCAACGGCCAGACCGUGGUGGAGGAGAGAAGCCUGGUGGAUACAGUGUACGGUCUGAGAGAUGAAGUCCAGGACCUCAAACAGGACAACAAGAGGAUGCGUCGCACGCUGGAGGAGGAGCAGAGGGCGAGGAAGGAGAUGGAGCGGGUGGUGCGGCGCGUGCUGAAGAACCUCAACGACCCGUCCUGGGACGAGACCAACCUCUGAGCAACGAGCGGGCGAGAGAGCCAGAGACAUGCAGGCGUGAGGGAUUUAGAAACGUAAAGGCCCGAACUCUGACCGUUGCCUCGUUUCCUAAUCUAGGACUACUUUGAACUUUUGAAUGGUGUUCUACUGACGACUAAAGGAUCAAAAUGAAGGAAAAAAUAGAUCAGAAGCCAUUACCUGACCAAACAAGCCAUACACUACCGACCAAAACGCUGUGAUAUGCCACAUAGGCUCAGGGACGUGAUGUCUCGUCCACUUCCUGUUUUGCGAAUGAUGACACUUUCCUGUCGUCCAUUCUUCAGUCCCUUCCCCCUGCACUUAACUACGUUUUUUUUUCUUAAUAAUUUUUGGAUCUUCACAUUCCCAAUCAGGUUGAAACACCUUUCUUGCGCUGCCCGAUUCUAUCGUUUCCUUUCAUCACCAGAAGUGUUAUUCCUUUAUAUCUAUCUACAACAUUAUACAACGUAUGACUGUACCUUUACAGAUUGAAGAACUACUGUUAAUCAAACAAAAACUCUUUGUUGCCAAAAUGAAUUGUACUUGAACAAGAAUUCCAGGCUCCCUAGCCAGCGCCAUUUUAACUCCCUUUAAGUCUCACAAACCCGUCGAAAGUGCGGUUCACCUUGGAGUCCUCCAUCUUACACUGGAGGUAAGUGUGUCUUUUUUACACGUUCAAUUUACUUAAAGGAGACAUAUUAUGGUGUUUUCCCAACAAGUAAACAUAGUAUAUGAGUUCCAGGAAAAAUGUUUUUGAUGCUGUUGGCUGGAAAUAGCUUUUAGGAAAAAAUGUAAUAUUAUAUCUAAAAUCAACACCAAAAGCUAUGUACUCCUCGGAUGAUAUUAUGAAUCAUAAAGACAUCUCUGGUACUUCCACAACAAGUAAAGACUCGUAGUGGUGGUUAUCUCAGCCAUGGUGGAGAAGAAUUAGGGGAAAGGAGCUUUGGCCAUGACUCUAUGAACCACGACAUGGAGGAGAAAGGGAUUGAA